Molecule: messenger RNA, 4936 nt
Organism: Saccostrea cuccullata (small rock oyster)
Lineage: Eukaryota; Metazoa; Mollusca; Bivalvia; Ostreida; Ostreidae
Product: CASP8-associated protein 2-like
Exons: 5
Coding region: 72-4661 (1529 amino acids)
Source: RefSeq, a predicted model, not a curated record
CAGUCUACGCAGAAGAUAGCGGCAAAUUCACAACGAGAAGUAAAAUGUAAACAAAAAACUUAUCUCAGACUAUGGAAGGAGAAAAUUCUGUGGACAUAUAUGCAGAUUUGUUGGAAGACAAUGGUCCUACAGAAAUCCAAGAACCAGAACCUCUUGAGAAGGUUCCCACAUCUGCCUGCAGUGGAGCUGAAGCUGUGGUUGGUUGUGUUGAUGAAUCAAGUCGACUUACAACUUUGGAUCUCUAUGAUGACUUGAUAACAGAUGAGAAUGUACAACACCAGGUCUCACACCAAGAGCUGAGUGAGAAGUAUCAGAGAGCCCUGAACACCAUCAGUGAUUUGGAGAGACAGCUCCAGACAGCUAGGAACCAUGAGAGCUUUUACAUGGAGAAGAGCCAGACCCUGGAGAAGAAUAUCUCCCUGUUGUACGUCACAGCUAAAGCAGAGUUACAGAGGAAAGACACACAGAUUGGUCAACUAAGAGAGGAUUUGAACUUCAGAAAUCUUUCAUACAAACCAAGAUGUCGUAAGUUUCCCAGAAAGGAUUUUUUCUCAGGGGAAGGACAUGCCAGAAGUAAUGGACAUAGCAGAAGUGUCGGAACCACUGAGAGAGACAAUCAAAGUGAGAAGGAAUCGUACAUGUCUCCACGGAAGAGAAAGAUAGUGAGCUCAUGGGACGAUCUGAAAGAGAAUUUUAAAAGACAGAAGAGGGACGAGCCUCGGCAUGUAGCACAAGAUGCAAGUUCCUCAAAAGGAUUACAUAUCUACUCUGAAAAAUCCAGGGAUGGCUUAAUAUCUGCUAGGAAACUGGUGGAGAAAAGCAUAAAAGAUUUGAGAAAUAGAAGAUCCAAUGAAUAUAAGAAAUCCUUAAAGGAACAUUCAGAAUCUGUGAUUGAAGGAGACCUUCCUGUAGGAAGUCCCUGUAAAGUGAUCUCAAAGCCUGAACCAACAGCUUUACAAUGCAACGAAAAUAGAGGUGGAUUGGAAAAAGUGAAUAACACUGAAACCACUAAAAGUGAACUCUCUUUUAAAGGUUUGAUUGACAGUCACACAGAAGUGGAAAAAUCUCAGAAUGACAAAUUAUCAAGUGAACAAGUGAGGUUAACCUCUGAAACUAAUUCAUCUUGUGAUGGCGGUAGUCAGUUAAUAUCCAGAGACAAGCCUAUAGAACGUUCUCCUUGUCGAUCAAGGAGAGAAACAAACAGAAGUGAGAAAGACAAAUACAGAACAUAUUCUGAGAAAAAGAAAUCUAGCAAUUCUGAGAGAUCAAGUCAUACAAGGCGAAAAGUGGAAGAGAAAGAAAAAGCUGCUACAAACCGAACUAAAGUGUCAAGUGUAAGUGUUAAUUCAUCUAGAAGACGAACACCUGAACGUAGACGAACGCCGGAGCGUUCAAGGAGAAAUUCCAAAAAUGUGAAAGAGGAUGAACCUAAAAGGGAUACAGAAAGGAGGGCAAGUAGUGAUGACUUGAGAUUUAAACUUCAACAGAAGAAAAGACUUAGAUCCAAGGAGAGGGGGCAGGAAAAAAUAUCAGACAGUGAAAAAGAGAAGAUUCCCGCAGAGCAAAAAGAAAAGAACACUAAGCGAUAUAAAUUGCCCAGAACUGAAUAUGACCAAAAGGAUAAGCUUCUUGAAAGAGGGAAGUCAGGGUCACAAAAAGCUGAAAAGUUUAAAGUGCAAGAAAAACCUCAGGACUCAUCAGAUAUCGAGAAAGUUUGGUCAUUGGUCAAUUCAGAAUCAUCGAAAUACGUAGAAAAAAGUCCUAGUAGUAAUAACAUUCAAAAUGUUUCAGAUACAAAGGAAUCAGAGUCAACGGAGUGUAAAGAAGAGAGGUUUCUUGAAACAUCAUGGAAUAAAAAGAAAACUUUAUCUCCUAAACCAAGCAGUAGGCCUGUUGAUAAAGUGACUUUUCCAGAGAUAACAAAUGUCGAGGAAGCCAUGAUCAGAGUGAAUGAAGAGAAAAUUUCAAUGUAUAGUAAAGCAUCAAACAAAGAAGUAGAGACAUUAUCAAACAAGACUCUUGGUGCUUUUGAUAAAGAAACUUUUCAAGCAGGCAAAGAAGAUGCUGCAGAGCAUCUUUCAUUGAAUAAAACUCAGGGAGAAAAUAAUCCUGAUAAAAAAAUCUGUGCAAGUUCAGAUAAGAGUGACUUUAAAUCGCCACCAAGAAGGCAAGACAAUGAAUGUUGUGUUGCAGAUAGCAGAGAUGCAGCCAAUGUUUUCAUUGAAGAGUUGAUAUCAAUAGACCAGAGAAAGGAGAAUUUCUUCUCAGGUGAAAAAGAUCAUGAACUUGGGUUCACACCAAGUAAGUCAGUAUCUGCAGGACAUCAAACAGAAAAUGAAAGUAAAGCUGAGGAAUGUUACAAAGUAACGCCAGAUGUACAUGAAAAUAGUUUAAGCUGUUUUGAUAUUAAAAUCCAUGUGUCGGAAACAGAAUUGAAUGACUUGCUUGGAAAUGAGGACAGCUUAAGUGGAGGUAUUGCCUCAACACAGCCCAGUCACCAGAAAAAAGAAACAGUGAAAGAUUUGAAGAAGGUUUCAUCAAGGAGUCAGUCAAAAUAUUCAAGCUGUAUGGACUCUUCCAGGAAUAAGAAAGAGAAAAGUAGUACUAUUGCAAAAGAAGGCAGCCAAUCUUUAAGUAAAAGAAUUGAGCCUGAGAGACCAAAGGCAGUCUUGAAGCUUCCACUUGGUCCAAAGCAGGUAUUUACAGAGAGCAUUAUAUUUGAAAACACUGAGAAACCGAAGACCUUGAGUGAGAAAGUAUAUACGUCAAGUAAAGGCACAAAAAUAGUCAUGAAAUCUGAAGCCUUGAAGUCAGAAGAGAAGAAACCUGUUACAAAGAACAGUCUGUCCAAGAAAGAAUAUGAUGCAGAUCGUGAAUUCCUCAAUCAGUUGAAGACAAAGUAUUCUAAAGAGCAAUCAAAGAUAAGUCAAAAAUCUAAAGAUGUCUUAGUAAGUAACCAAUCUGAUUCCGUGGAGCUGUCAAAGACAUGCAUGAAACAGAAAGAUGACUUGAAAGUCAACGAAGUUUAUACUGGCAGCGAAGUGAAAGAGAAAUCAGGGUUUCUCGAAAUCUCCAGUGAGUGUGUGUUAAAAAAUACCAAGGAGCCUGGAAAUAGUGCUGGAAAAAUAGACAACCCAUGUACAUUUGAACUACAAGGUCAAGAUCUUACUCAGAAUUUAAAUAAGGGUGAAGAAGAGGGCAAAGCCAUUCAAGAUGAAGACAAGAUUUCAGAUAUUGAAGUUGACAAUAGUGUUGAAGAGGAAAAGGUUGCAAAAGAGCAAAAAUGGGAUAUUUCUGAAACAUUCUUGGGUGAGAAAUCUAGGUCUUUGAAAGUUAAUGAUUUGGGUGAUAUUUCUGAGGAAAAUUGUGAUGCAAAAGAAAGUCCAACAACAGAUAUGAGCAUUGAUGAGCAUAGAGGGACAGUAAAAGAACAAGCUGUUACACCAGAAAAUCCCCCCGUUUUGAGUUCUGCAGUGUCCAUUGAUUUCAUACGUAACAGUAUCAUGAAAAAAAUAGAAGAAAAGAGCAAUGUAUGUGAUGAUACUAGUGCUGUAAGUAAGAGUGUAUCAUCUGUGGCUGAACAAGUAACAGAUAAUGAAUCCCAAGAAGAAGUCGCUGAAAAAACUGUGCCUGUCAAAAAUUCAGUGAUUACAAAUACUGUUGAACUUAACACCGGCAAACCAUGCCAGGAAGAGGAUGUGCAAUCCUUCUUGAUGCCUUCUUCACCAAAUGGACAGAAAAUGGAUUCCAUUUGCAGAGAUGUACUCACAGAGACCGAGAGUAUUACCGAGUUUUUCGAUGAAGAAAGUCAACUAGACUUAAAAGGAGCUGUGUCUUUACGAGCUAGGGAUGGAAUCAACGUCAGGAGACAGUCGUUUGAAAAACAAAACGAAGAUAAAGAAGCUGUUGACAAUAAUUGUGCACCAGUGGAGGAAAGGAACUUUGAUGUUGUAGAGGCAUUCAAAACAGAAAAUAUUCAGCCAUCUUUGAGGGACAGUGAAUCAGAGGAAGGAGAGGUUCAUUCCUCAGAUGGUGAAAGUGAAGAUCUGAUUCACAAGAGAAAGGAAAAAGUAAAUAGGGAGGCAAAAAUCAGGAGUCUUUCAAAUGCAAGUGACAGAGAACCAGGCAGCAGAAAGCGACAUUCUUCUAGUCACAGACCGAAGUCGGAAUCAAAAGAGAAACAGAGAAAGGACAGAGUGGAAGAUAAGUCAAGAAGUUCUGAAGUAGAAAGGACUCUGAAACCUAGGACACCUAGGAGAGACUAUGAAAGAAAAUAUGAUCCAAAGCAGGAUAGAAAGGACAGAGAAUAUAGGUCAAAGGAAAAGUCUCCAUCUUCUAGGAGCAGCAGAGAAAGAAAAACUGAUGAAGGAAGGAGAGAAAAUGAUUCAAAACACUCAACUUCAUACCGACAUAGUAGGACAAGAAUCGAGGAAUCAGAUCGGCACAAGAGUUUGAAAACAAUUUCAGACAGACAGGAAAAGUCACGACAUGAUGUUACAGAGACUAGAGAAGAUAGGCAUUCUAGGUCUCGUCAUAGCAGUUCAGAAACAAAACCAGACAGACUUCCCAGGAAGCUCUAUAACAGCUCAGAUCCCAAGUCUGUGCAUAGGAGUUCAAGUAAAACAGCUCAAGAUAGCUAUAAAUCAACAAGGAGAAAAUAAUAUUUCAUUGGGAAUUUCUUAUGACAUGUUGAUACCAGCUACAGAGAUUAUUUUUCUGUAUAAAUAUGGUCUGAGUAGCUGUAUGUGACAAACAUUUUUUUCAUAUUCAUAAAUGUAUUGUUGUUUAUGUAGCCCAGCUUUAUGCAGCUAUAUUCAUCAGGACAAUAAUUUUAAACUCAGAAGUGAAAUUACUGUGUAUACAUACAAUCUAUAUUCAUAAUCAGCAACAUUUUUGUAUUUUAAGCAGUCAGUAUAAUUCUACUGAUGCAAAAUAA